Molecule: messenger RNA, 922 nt
Organism: Pelobates fuscus (common spadefoot toad)
Lineage: Eukaryota; Metazoa; Chordata; Amphibia; Anura; Pelobatidae
Gene: EBP
Product: EBP cholestenol delta-isomerase
Exons: 4
Coding region: 72-764 (230 amino acids)
Biological process (GO): cholesterol biosynthetic process
Cellular component (GO): endoplasmic reticulum; membrane
Molecular function (GO): steroid Delta-isomerase activity; C-8 sterol isomerase activity; cholestenol delta-isomerase activity
Source: RefSeq, a predicted model, not a curated record
UGCUGGUUUCCUGGUCUUUACAGCGGGAGUGCCGCCAUGUUGUUUUUGUUUGACAGGUAGUUGAUCUUGCUAUGGCUCAGUAUUCUGGUUCUCCCAUGUCUCACCCUUACUGGCCCCGAGAUCUGCGUCUGGAUGGCUAUCGCCCCAAUGACCGACCCAUGUGGCAGAUUUUGGCCUUUCUGUUUUCUGUGUCCGGAGUCUUACUGGUGGCAACGUGGUUCGUGACCGGCCGCUCCUCCAAGAUGGGCCCAGUCCGCCGCCUGGCUCUGUGCUGGUUUACUAUCUGUGGCUUCAUACACGGUGUGAUUGAAGGAUGGUUCUCACUAUACUACCAGGAAAUUCCCCAGGACCAGGCCUUUCUAUCACAGCUGUGGAAGGAAUAUGGCAAAGGAGACAGUCGAUAUGUGAUAGCAGAUAAUUUCACAGUUUGCAUGGAGACCAUCACUGCCUGGGCAUGGGGCCCCCUGAGCCUCUGGACCGUAAUCUCCUUCCUUCAGAACCAGCCUUCCCGCUUUAUUCUGCAGCUUAUUGUUUCCCUUGGGCAGUUAUAUGGUGAUGUGCUAUAUUUCUACACGGAAUAUCGGGACGGAUUCAGUCAUAGCGAGAUGUGGCACCCGCUCUACUUCUGGUUUUAUUUUGUGUUUAUGAACGCCUUGUGGAUUGUCAUUCCAUCCGCACUGAUUGUGGACUCCUGGAUCAACCUGAGCCGAGCGCAGCAUUCUGCAGACUCCUCACGGCCCUCCAGCAAACAGAAAAGGAACUGAUUCCAAAUUGCGCUCCCAGGCAGACAGGGAGAGUACGGCAUUUAAUGAGCCAUGUACCCACCAGUGUGCAUUAGAAAUCUUUGUAUGUGUGAGGCGCGGAGCUCUGUAUGUGUGAGGCGCGGAGCUCUGUAUGUGUGAGGCGCGGAGCUCUGUAUGUG